GUCUUUUGUUAAAAUCAGAGGGUGUUUCACGAAGAGCCGAGGCUGACGAUGGGGAAGCGUCGUCUGCUCUGAGAGUCUGACCGCAAAGAACGUUUCCCGUCAGGGUCACCAUUAAAAUACGGACAUCGAGUACGCGGAAAAGUUUUGCUUUGCAGGCAGGUUUUAUCCAGCUGGGACAUGUUUGCCACAGCAACCAAAAACUUCGUGGAGGAGGUGGAUAACGGGGGUUUGCUGAUCCCAGCGUCCAGCCUGAAUGACACCAUUGCUCUCCUGACAGUGGUGGUGAAGCACAAGCGUUUCUGGUUUUGGCAGAAGCCCAAGUAUCUUCCCACUGAUUUUAACUUUAAUGAUAUACUCGCAGGAGACAAACCUAUAAAACCAAGUGUCACAACGACAGACUUCAUCAAAUACAAUGGGACCUACGGUGGCAACAUUCAGGAAACUGUGAAUGCAAAUUUUGUCCACUCAAACAUAACCCUGGAGGGUAAAGAGUCUUCUAAACUCCAGUCAUCCUUUGGCAGUUUGAGUAAAGAGGAAGUGGAUGUGCAGAAGCUGCUGCGAGACUCCACGGACAGAAUUCUGGACAUGUCCCAUGGUCUGGUCCAGCAGACAAAGGAGAAGCACAGACAGGUGUUUGGGAUUGUGAAGGAGCGUAUUGUGACUAAUCAGCCCUGUUCAGUCAUAGAGGAAGUGCAGCAGGACGGACAGUGUGGAGGAGGACUGAUCUUAUGUGGCCCCAAGAACCCAAAGGUUUCAUUGAAGGAGAAUGGGCGUUUGAGUAAAGACAGUAACGUUACCAUGGAGAUUCCCAUCCAUGCUACCAUUGCCUAUUCCCUGUUAGAGCUAGAGAUCAAACAUGACGGACGCUACGAGCUGUGUCUGAUGUCAGACACCUCUGGAGGUUUCGAAGUAGAUGGUAGAGAUCCGGCGUGUGCCUCUGAAAACUGCCGCCUUAGAGAAGAGCUGGAGCAGCUGAAUGAUCAUUUCCAGCACCUUUCAGCUCUUCCUGUUACCACAAGGUCCUCUCUGCUCCAGCAAAUUACAAAAGUUAUGGAGGACAGAGGGUCCAUCAGUUCACUUCAGAAUGUGGUAAAAGAGCUAGACCAAAUGCUCCUAGGAAAGAGACCUGCCCUGGGUGAUGUUACAACGACACACUCUCAAAAACAAAACAUUCAAGCAAUUCUGGACCUUUUGGAGCUGUCUGGUCAGGCAGAGUCAGCUCAGGCAGACCAGUCCACAGAAGUCCUCAUAGCCCUUCACCUCAUUACCAGCGCCUUGGAUGAGAUGACAUAUGAUUGUCUUGCUGUCUUGGGAAUGUGCUGCAGCCUCACAGUGUUACAGGUUCUGGAGCAACUGGUGCAGUGUGUAUCUGAGAAGGGAGAAUUUCCUCUGAGCAGUGCAGGCUUAGCUGCACUGACAGAAGACGUCUAUGAAAAGACUGAAUAUCUGUUUGCCUCCUCUAACAUGUCCCUGAAGAGAGAUGGGGACACGGUGAAGAUGGAAAUAAACCACCAGCCAGGAAACCGUCCUCUGAUCCUGUGUAUCGCUAUUAGAGGUCUUGCCUCAUUGGCUCAAUGUGUUUAAACUUUAAAUCCACCAGAAACUUUAAUUACUACACUAGAGUGAGGUAAAGGGAAUAUCAUACGGUAUGUCAAGUGUAAUUUAUCAUUGUUUUUUAUUUGUUUUGGUGCAGUAGAAUUUCUUUUAAAACACCAUUGCUGUCUACUGUUGGGUAAAACAAUUUAAUAUAUUAAUUGCCAGACAAUUGUUGAUCCAGUACGAAUUGUGAACAACUUUGACAAUCGUUUAGGUCUUGGAGUUUGGACUGUUUGUUGGACAAAACAGGCAUUUGGAGUACCUCAAGUUUAUUGGAAAUUGUGAGGGAUAACUUUCACUGAUUUCUGAUUUUAUAGAAAAAACAAUCGUAAAAUGAUCAACUUUGAGAUAAUUCAAGUAAGGAAUAAUACCUUGCAAGUUGUUGCGUUACUAGGAGUUAAUCUACACCUUCAAGCCAGUCUAAGCCUAGAAUUUUCAGUGGUCAUGGUAUAAUAAAAAUAACCAUUAGCUGGAGUCUUAAAAAUAUACUAUUACAUGGUCACAACUAAAUUCACAUUCUUCGGUGUAGAACUAGAAUUUACAUUUUUUACUUGGUAUCUGGUGGUGGCAUCAGUACACAUACUACAAUGUUCAGAUUUUAGUCUGAAUGAAAAUGAAAGCGGAAGUGUUCAACGACCGGCCCCUGGUUCUUCAUAUGUGAUUUUGGGUAAUGCCACGACAGAUGAAUGUGCCUAGUAACUGAAAAAAUCACUUUUAUUAUUUUUCAUGUAAUAAUACUCCAUCUACAUUUGGCAAUGUCCUGAACACUUAAAAAACGCUUAAGUUUCAAAAUAUAUACUAAUUAUUUUAUGCAGAGACUGAUGUCAUGCUGUGGGGUAUCUUGGACUUUUUGUUCUUUGUGGCUUUAGGUUGUCUGUAAUAACUUACUUUAUUUUCCUCUGAAGCGUAUGGUGAUCAAAUAGUAAUCAAUUUUGAAAAUUGUGCAUAUUAAUUAACCACAGCAUUGUCCUCCAGAGAUGGAUGUUAGAAGCUUUUUUUUAAUGUUCCAACUACCAACCUCAUUCUGAUCCACUUAAGCACAUUGGACUAUUUGAUGUUCAUGCAGUUUGAUUGCACACAUCUCUAGUUUUAAUGUGCCUUUAAUUGUGGAGCACUACUUCUACGUUUUAUGUUGUGAGUCUGUCAGAGAACAAAAGUAACAAUAUUGAGAAUUCAUCAGCUACUUUUUUUACCUGUCAUUUUUGUGUGUUUAUCUCUGUGGUGAAAAUGAAAAACGGACUGAUCUUAA
This is a messenger RNA of Micropterus salmoides (largemouth bass), 2845 nucleotides long. Its product is annotated as gasdermin-E-like. Gene Ontology annotation, biological process: programmed cell death. NCBI's taxonomy places the organism in Eukaryota, Metazoa, Chordata, Actinopteri, Centrarchiformes, Centrarchidae. The coding region runs from base 178 to 1584 and encodes 468 amino acids. Gene Ontology annotation, cellular component: cytoplasm. The transcript has 10 exons. The record is from RefSeq and is a predicted model, not a curated record.